Podarcis muralis (Common wall lizard) is the source of this 516-nucleotide messenger RNA. Lineage: Eukaryota; Metazoa; Chordata; Lepidosauria; Squamata; Lacertidae. The record is from the annotation of a RefSeq genome assembly.
AUGAUAUAUUUGGUUGAGUUUCUUGUAGUUUGUUUGGUAAUUAGUUUAAUUGGGGUUGCUUCUAAUCCAUCUCCUUAUUUUGGGGCGGGAAAUUUGGUGGUUGGUGCUAGUUUAGGUUGUGGAAUUUUAAUUUUGUUAGGAAGUUCUUUUGUAUCACUUGUAUUAUUAUUAAUUUAUUUGGGUGGGAUGUUGGUUGUUUUUGCUUAUUCUGUUGCUUUGGCGUCGGAUCCAUUUCCUGAAAUAUGAGGUAAGGUUGGGGGGUAUUUUGGUGGUUAUGUUGUGUUGGUACUAUUUUUAAUUAUAAUAUUUAGUGAAGGGGCUUUUAUUAGUUUAGGGGUUAGUGGUGUGGAUUCACAAGGUUUAUCCGUUGUUCGUGUGGAUUUAAGUGGUGUGUCAUUAUUAUAUUGUUUAGGUGGGUGGGGGUUAUUGAUUUGUGGAUGGGCAUUGUUGUUGGCACUAUUUGUUGUGUUAGAGUUAACUCGUGGGUUAGUGCGGGGGGGUCUUCGUGCAGUUAGG